Molecule: messenger RNA, 1080 nt
Organism: Rotaria sordida
Lineage: Eukaryota; Metazoa; Rotifera; Eurotatoria; Philodinida; Philodinidae
Source: the annotation of a GenBank genome assembly
AUGCAAAUACAAAAUCGUCGAAAACUUUCAAAUAUUGAAUUAAAAUCAUUUAUAUUAGAUCAAGAUUCUCGAACAAAUAAACAAAAUUGGAAUGAAGGUAGAAUACUCAAGUUAGAUGAUACUGUCUUAUCAUCUAAGUUAUAUGAAGAUAAUUGUAUCAUCAUAGCAAAACGUCUACAAGAAAAAAUUGAUUCUGCAGAAUUCAUUUCUAAUUUUGACAUGUUUAUAAAAACUCUUACUGGAAAGACGAUUACUUUACAAGUCAAUUCUUCUAUGGGUAUAGCCACCAUAAAACAAUUGAUAGAAGAGAUGGAAGGUAUUCCUCCUGAUCAGCAACGUUUAAAAUUUGCUGGAAUGCAAUUAGAAGAUGGCAGAAAUCUUUCAGAUUAUAAAAUACAAAAAGAAUCUACUCUACAUCUGGUACUACGUUUACGUGCUGGAAUGUAUCAUUUCACCAGUGGUCGACAAGAUUUUGAUGAUUUGCCAAAUACAGGAGCUGAAGCAAUAAAAAAAGUUCUUGCAUUCGAAUUUAAACAUAUGAAUCAUCCUGAACGUUUGUCACUAGUCGAAUUACAAAAUUCUCUUUUACAAGGACAAACUCUUCUUUCUAAAUUAUUUAAUGAAACCAAAGAUUUCUCUGUAUCUAAUGAACUUCCACAUUUAAAAAAUAUUUUAUUAUCGAACGUUGAUGAAAAUGAUGAACAUAAUGUACUUAAAGAUUUACUUAUUCAAGAAGAAAAAUUAAGACUUAGUCAAGAAACUCAACAAUUAUUAUCAGAUAUUGAAGAUCGAAAAGAUAUUGAUUGGAUGGAUAUUAUAGAUGAUUUACAAACUAAAUUAAUUAAAAAUGCAAUUGGUGAAGAUGCAACAGAAGAUGAAAUUCAAUAUGGUUUGAAAAUAUUCCGUAGUGCUCAUCAAUUAUAUUCAAAUGAUAAUGAAUUUCAUAAUUUAUCACUUUAUGUUCGACAUAAUCGAGCAAAACAAGGAAAUCUUAAUAUUGGCGACCCAGCAAUUGAUAUUCAAUUGUUAAGUAUGAAUGGUCAAUUUGUUUCAUUAUUAUCUCAUUCUCAUCCUAAUUGA